CCUAAAUUCCAAAUUCCAACCCAAUCCCACCCAAAUUCAGUUAUUGCGGUCCGUCAGGGCUGAAGAAGAAAGGAAAAGAAGAGCGUUGCGAAGUGAAUUGAGUGAAUUGAGUAAAUUUCAUUUUAUCAAACACCUUACUGAUAUUUGUAUAGUAAAUUGAGUAAUUCAUAAUUGAUCGACGGGUGAUGAAUUUUGUAUUUGGGAUACUGUGACCAACCAUUGUGCGGACAAGGAUUUGCUGUGCAACUUAUGAUUACGAAGGAUGCAGUUUGGUACUUCUUGGAAAAAGGGAUUUGUUGUACAACGUAUAGGAUUAUUAAGGAUGCAGCUGGUAUUUCUUGGAAAAAAAGGCCAUGUAAGGAUCAGCACUUUCUCAGUGGGAUAUGAGAGAGCUCAUUUGCCCAGAAAUAGUGCAAGAGCAUAUAGCAAUCCCAAGAAUUAUAAACGAAGGGGGAUCGAUGCAAUUCACACAUUACUAUAUACUAAUAGAGUUGUGCAGAAGUUAUGGAGAUGUGAAAAGGCUGGGAACUCACAGAAUAAUUUGAAGUCCUGUCGAGCGGCACCUGCAUACAAAUAGAGCUGCGCAAAAGUUGUAGAGAAGUGAAAAGGCUGAGAACUCACAUAAGACUUUGAAGUACUGUUGAUGGGCUAAUCAGCUUCUCUCUAAUUGACCAGUUCCUCUGUUCACGGUAAUUACUCAUCUUAAACUGCAUUUGCCUGAAAGUGAAAAAAAAAAACAUUUUUUUGUUAGUGCUCUUUUGAGAUAUACUAAGAACUCGAGAGUGUAUCCAAAUGUAAAUGUAGGUGCAAACCUGAAUUAUGAAGUUGCCUCUGAAUAGAUCUCAAACAUGUAGCCAACAAAAGGAGCGCCACCUCCUUUCCGAGCCUAACUACUUAGAUUUAGACCACCAGAACAUAUAGAUCGAAAAACCAUAACUGAAACCACCAAUACCAAUAAAACAAAUCACCGACCCUUGAAAAAUAGAUCACCGCAAAACCCUUCUCCUCCACUUUUCGUAUCCAUAUAUCUUUUGUGCAAGUUGCUAUAAGUGAAUAAAUAACAGAUCUAGAAUAUUUAUAACGCGGCAUUCUAGGAAAGGGAAAAAAGAAUUGGCGUUUCGGCGUUUCCGUCAAUGAUCUGUACAUCGGCAAAGCAAUUGAAAAGAUAUACCCUUAAUUAGCAAAUAUAGAGGAUUUCAUCACUCAUUCUAAACCACCUCAAGAAAAAAUAAUAAUUAGAUCUUGUCUGUUUUUCAUACCUUGACCUUAAUUGGACUUGGAUUUCCAUCGUAGAUCUUGUUUUUGCUCCAUUCCGAUGCGAGGUUUU
Erythranthe guttata (spotted monkey flower) is the source of this 1327-nucleotide messenger RNA. The record is from RefSeq and is a predicted model, not a curated record. NCBI's taxonomy places the organism in Eukaryota, Viridiplantae, Streptophyta, Magnoliopsida, Lamiales, Phrymaceae.